AUGUCAAAACGCCUUUUCAAGCCUCGGUCGGACGUAUGCCGUAUAUGCGACUUCAUAACUUCUCAGCAAUCAUCUCUAAGAUCACAGCGUCAAUUUUUGCAAGCUAUAAACACUACUCCUCGCACAUUUACCACCACUACCAGGAAGCGAUCAAGCAAGCCUCCAAAGUCUACCCCUUCCAAUUCUUUGCGCCAAUAUUCAAGUCCAGCUUAUGUACGACCAUCCCGACAUAUCACGGAAGCAGAACUCGAGCAAGGACUAAGCCGUGGAAUCGAUGCUUGUAAUAAAUUAUUUUCAGAAACUGUAGCUUCGGAGAAGGCCAUUCUGGACGUUUUACAUACAUGCCGAUUGAUUGCCGCGGACGUUGCUGGAGAGCCUGCUAAAUCAUCAGACACAAAGAAGGAUGUAACUGCUGCCGCAUCUUUACUUUCCUUGGCUGAUCGAGGAUCGAAGAAGCUGCGAGUCCAAAAGCUAUCUCGCGAGAACCAACUUUUAGUGGAUGAGCUCUCGCGAGCCUUGUUUUCGAUUGUUUCCCAUGAGUCUGUCUUCAUAUCACCAGAGAUUUUAGAAGUAUAUAUCAGCGCACAGUCAUGUCUAGGAAAACCCGAGACUUUUCCAGAAGUGUUUUACUUGUAUGCGAACAAGCCGAUACCAAUCGAGGGCUCUAAAGGAAAACAGUUCAAAAAACAGAAUCCAAAUAAGAUCAAUAAUGCCAUACCAGUUGCCGUGGCAGAUCAAGCUUUACAAACCGCAAUAGAUGCCAGGGAAUUAGAUGUAGCUAUGGAUAUUGUUGAUACAGCAUAUGCGCAAAAAUCAUUUCGUCGUGCUAAAUUUAUCCGGAAAGGAUUGUUACCCACCACUGGGCUUGCUGUGGCACCUUUUGGAGCGUAUGUUGUUGCAUCACAACUUGCUAUGUUCCAGGACUCCAUGGAACCCGGCAUGGCCACAAACAUCGCAUUUGCUGGAAUAUUAGCAUACAUGGGGUUUACCACGACUAUUGGUAUUGUAGCUGUGACGACAGCCAAUGAUCAAAUGGAUCGCGUGACUUGGGCCCCAGGUAUGCCACUGAGAGAGCGCUGGAUUCGUGAAGAAGAACGGGCAGCGAUAGAUAAAGUCGCGGGAUCAUGGGGUUUUCAUGAAGAAUGGCGGCGUGGCGAAGAAGAGGGCAAAGAUUGGGAUCGAUUGAGAUUGUGGAUCGGCAAUAAGGGAAUGUUGCUAGACGCAGUAGAGCUUAUGGAAGGUAUGGAGUAG
Molecule: messenger RNA, 1251 nt
Organism: Botrytis fragariae
Lineage: Eukaryota; Fungi; Ascomycota; Leotiomycetes; Helotiales; Sclerotiniaceae
Exons: 1
Coding region: 1-1251 (416 amino acids)
Source: RefSeq, a predicted model, not a curated record